CGGGAAGGGAAGAUGGCGACUGCAGCGGCUGCUGUGGGACUGGUGGAGCGCGGCUACUUGGAGCUCAGUGGGGCGGAGCGGGGCGCGCGGCGCAGGAUUCGGGAGCUCGUGUUCAGCCUCCCAGGUGGUGGAGCUUCCCCCACAGCCGUGCGUUAUGCUGACAGCGCGGGCGGAUACUGGUACCUGGAGAAUGCUCAGCUGGGCUCGGUGACCAGAAAUCGUUUCAUUCACUGGGCUACUUCUGGUGGAACCUUAGAACUGGUGGAGGAGUCCCUUGAUAUAAACCUUUUGAACAAUGCUGUUCAGCUCAAAUUUCAGAACUGUAGUCUCAUACCUGGAGGAGUACAUAUCUUUGAAACUCAGAAUCAUGUUGUUAUCUUGAUUCUAACCAAUCAAACAGUGCACAGGCUGAUGUUACCACAUCCCACUCGGAUGUAUAGGAGCGAGCUGAUAACAGAAAGUCACAUGCAGUCUGUUUUCACAGAUAUUGGAAAAGUUCAUUUUAGAGAUCCAUCGAACUAUUGUGUGAUCCCUACAGUUCCUGGGCUGUCAGCUAAUUCGGUUGCUUCAGCAGCUUGGCUUACCAGUGAUGGAGGAGCAAUGUUUGCUCUGCCAUCUGCAUCUGGUGGGAUUUUUGUCCUUAACCUGCCUUCUCAUGAUGCUUAUGGGAUGGCAUCAACUUCAGUUGUGGAGUUGAAACAGAGUUCGGUCAUGCAGCGCUUGUUUACAGGUUGGAUGCCCACAGCCAUCAGAGGGGACCCAAGUCUUUCAGACCUUCCCAUUAGCUUAUGUGUCCAUUGUCGUGAGCAUGAUGCCCUCCUCUUUGCACUCUACCAGGAUCAUAAACUUAGAAUGUGGUCUUACAAAGAUCAAAUGUGUCUGAUGGUGGCUGAUAUGUUGGAGUUUGUGCCUGUAAAUAAAGACCUGAGAUUUGCUGCUGGAACUGGGCACAAAUUACAGCUGGCAUAUUCUGAGACACUGGGGCUUUAUAUUGGUGUAUAUUUGCAUGCACCCAAACAAGGCCAGUUCUGUGUCUUCCAGUUGGUCAGCACAGAGAGUCAUCGGUACAGUCUUGAUCAUAUAUCUUCACUGUUCACCUCUCAGGAGACACUUGUUGACUUUGCCUUAACUACUGCAGAGAUCUGGGCACUUUGGCAUGAAGAUGAAAACCAAACCACUGUGAAAUACAUCAAUUUUGAGCACAAUGUUGCAGGUCAGUGGAACCAAGUUUCUGUACAGCCCCUACCAGCUGAAGAACUGGAUAUUAGAGAUGACCAGGACCCACGGGAAACAUUUACAGAGGCCAUCUUCAUGCCUGGCCAGUUCACAAACGCAGCAUUGCUUAAAGCUUUACAGAUAUAUUCUCAAGGAGCUGAGAGACUCACAGACCUAUCCUGGGAUGAAUUGAAAAAAGAAAUUACUAUAGCUCUGGAAAAUGAGUUCCAGGGUAAUGUUACUGAAUAUGAAUUCUCACAUGAAGAAUUUAGACAACUGCAAAUAGAGUUCUGGUCAAAAUUCUAUGCUUACUGCCUUCAAUACCAAGAAGAACUUUCACGACCACUUGCGCUUCUUUUUAAUCAGAGCACUAAUAUGGUGUGUCUGCUAAAAAAGGGUUACCUGUCUUUUCUUGUACCCUGCUCUCAAAUGGAUCACCUUUAUCUCUUGCCUGAUGAACAACUGAUGAAUGAAGUUGAGAGUGCCAGCUUAGAUGAAUCUGAGUUUUCUCAUGAUCUUCUGAGCCUUGUUCAGUGCCUUCGAUUAAUUCGUGACUCAGUCUCUGUAGAGAUGGCACUCACAAUGGAAAUGACUUGCUGCCGUCGCCAGUCACCAGAGAAAGCUGCAGAACAGAUCCUUACAGAUUUGAUUGCCAAUGACACAGAGAAUCUGAUGGAAGAUAUUCACAGCAAAUUGCAAGAGAUCAAAAACCCAAUCAAUGCUAUUGGGGUGCUUGUCAGGGAAAUGGAUUAUGAGACAGAUGUUGAAAUGGAAAGAGGAUUCAGUAUUGUUCAGCCCCUGAACGUGCGCAUGCAUCUUUCACAGCUCUAUGGUAGUAGCACAACAGUAAAUAUGGUGUGUCGGUGUGUAUACAAGAUGGCCAUAACCCGCUUCUUGAUUUGUCGGGACUUGCUGAUUUUGCAGCAGCUCUUGCUACGACUUGGAGAUGCUGCAAUUUUGGGAGGAGGUCAGCUAUUCCAUACUCAACAGAAUCUGCUGCAUCGUACAUCUCAUAUGAUACUAUCCUACUACCUGAUCAGGUGGGCAAGUCAGCGUUUGGCAUCAGAUGUUCCAGUUGAUGAACUGGAAUCCAAUCUUCAGCAUCUUUCUGUAUUAAGACUGACAGAUUCCACAGCUCUGACACCACUCAAACUAGUGUCCAGCCCUCAAACUAUCGUGGAACUGUUCUUUCAGGAGGUAGCCCGAAAGCAUAUAAUAUCUCAGCUUUUCCAGUCUAAUGCAGCCUUGGAUGAAACGAGUUUGAGUUGGCCUCAAAUGUUUUCUGCAGUUUCCAGUUAUCUCCUGCAGUUUUUGUGGCCAAGUAAUCCCACUUUCCUCUUUCCAGAAUGUUUAAUGGGGACUUGUCAGUAUGCACAGCUGCAGGAAUAUAUUCGUUUGUUGGAUCCUUGGUGUCACACAAAUGUGGGAUCAUGCUGUUUUAUAAUGGGACGCUGCUACCUUGUUAUGGGAGAAGGACACAAGGCUCUGGACUGUUUCUGUCAAGCGGCUUCAGAAGUUGGAAAAGAAGAGUUUUUAGACAGACUAAUUAGAACAGAGGAUGUAGAAAUGGCUUCAACCCCACGGCUACAGUACUAUGACAAGGUUCUGCGUCUUUUGGACACCAUGGGUCUACCUGAGCUGAUAAUUCAGCUGGCUACUUUAGCAAUCACAGAAGCAGCAGAUGAUUGGCGAAGUCAAGCUACCUUGAGGACUUGCAUUUUCAAACACCACUUGGAUUUGGGACAUAACAGUCAAGCAUAUGAAGCUUUAACUCAUAACCCAGAUCCUGGCAGGCAGCUGGACUGUUUGAGACAGUUGGUGGUCGUUCUCUGUGAACGCUCCCAAUUGCAGGACCUUGUAGAGUUUCCAUAUGUGAAUCUCCAUAAUGAGGUUGUGGGAAUAAUUGAAUAUCGUGCUCGAGCAGUAGAUCUGAUGACACACAAUUACUAUGAACUGCUAUAUGCUUUCCACGUUUAUCGCCAUAACUACCGGAAAGCUGGAACAGUGAUGUUUGAAUAUGGAAUGCGCCUUGGUAGAGAAGUCCGCACCCUCCCUGGCCUGCAGAAGCAAGGAAACUGUUACCUUGCAGCAAUUAAUUGUUUGCGGCUGAUUCGCCCAGAAUAUGCGUGGAUUGUACAACCAGCUUCUGGUGCAGUGUAUGAACGUCCAGGAGCAUCCCCAAAGCGCAGUUAUGAUGGAGAGUCUGCUGCCGCCCCAACAGGAAGUCAAAUUGAAAUCUUGGAGCUACAGGAUUUGGAAAAAGAAUGCAUGUUGGCUCGCAUACGACUAACUUUGGCACAGCAUGAUCCAUCAACAACUGCUAUUACAGGAAACUCAUCUCCCAAGGAGUUGGUUGCCCUGUUGGUGCAGGCUGGCCUGUUCGAUACUGCAAUUUCCCUCUGCCAAACCUACAAGCUAUCCUUAAAACCUGUGUUUGAGGGACUUACUUUCAAAUGUGUUAAACUCCAGUUUGGAGGGGAAGCAGCUUUGACAGAAGCAUGGGACUGGCUAGCUGCAAAUCAGUUUUCAUCUGUCAUCACCACGAAGGAGACCAGUGCAACAGAUGAAGCAUGGCGUCUCUUAUCUUCCUACCUGGGCAGAUACAAGUCCCAGAAUAGCCCAUACCAUCGUUGUGUAAUCAACAAGUUGCUGUCUCAUGGAGUGCCCUUGCCUAACUGGCUUAUCAACAGUUACAAAGAGGUAGAUGCUGCUGAACUUCUUCGCCUUUAUUUGAACUAUGACCUCUUGGAAGAAGCUGCGGAUUUGGUGUUGGAGUAUGUGGAUGCCUUACUUGGGAAAGGACAUGAUUACUUUGGUAUUGAGUUCCCAUUAUCAGCUACAACACCAAUAGUUUGGCUUCCGUAUUCUGCAAUUGACCAGCUUCUUCAGGCACUGGGAGAAAAUACAGCUAAUCACCAUAACACAAUGCUAUACCAGAAGGUUCAUGACAAAUUAGAAGUCUACCAAAAACAGGUUAAUAAGGCAACUCAGGAUCUUCUGUAUCGUCGAAACUAGCAAAACAACCUUGAUUGGUGACCUCACUUAAUCACCUUGUGCCUAGUGGCCCUUGAAGAGAGAACUAUAGAAACUGAGCAUAACUUGCAUGAAGUAUAUGUGAAGCAUUUGCUUUGCAUGGGUUGGCUGGGGUUAUAGGGAGCCCUAUGCACUACUGGUGGUGCUAUUAUUACAAAUUCUAUUUUUUCAUAAUGAUUCAAAGCAUUCCCUAGCAGGGGAUGAUAGACUUUUUUUUAAUAUAUUGGGGACACUGAGUUAAUUUAAGCUUCAACAAAGUCUGCUGAGUUGGAUCGCAGUGAUUUCUGGUAAUGAAAAAUGUAUAUUGCAUGUUCCUACCAUCUUUCUACUGAAUUGUUUUGUAUUAUCAUCCUUGUACUGUAUUAUAUAUGGGCGCUAACAGUGGUCUUAUUUAUUGUAAAAGUUUUUGAAUUACCUUUAAUAAAAUGAAAGCUUUGUUAGA
Molecule: messenger RNA, 4690 nt
Organism: Varanus komodoensis (Komodo dragon)
Lineage: Eukaryota; Metazoa; Chordata; Lepidosauria; Squamata; Varanidae
Gene: NUP160
Product: nucleoporin 160
Exons: 36
Coding region: 13-4230 (1405 amino acids)
Cellular component (GO): nuclear pore
Molecular function (GO): structural constituent of nuclear pore
Source: RefSeq, a predicted model, not a curated record